Lipotes vexillifer (Yangtze River dolphin) is the source of this 636-nucleotide messenger RNA. RefSeq names its product Fas associated via death domain (gene FADD). The record is from RefSeq and is a predicted model, not a curated record. Gene Ontology annotation, cellular component: CD95 death-inducing signaling complex. Lineage: Eukaryota; Metazoa; Chordata; Mammalia; Artiodactyla; Lipotidae. Gene Ontology annotation, biological process: positive regulation of innate immune response; regulation of apoptotic process; extrinsic apoptotic signaling pathway. The coding region runs from base 1 to 636 and encodes 211 amino acids. The transcript is spliced from 2 exons. Gene Ontology annotation, molecular function: death receptor binding; caspase binding.
AUGGACCCGUUCCUGUUGCUGCUGCACUCGGUGUCGGCCGGCCUGUCGAGCAGCGAGCUGACUGAGCUCAAGUUCCUGUGUCAGAGCCGCGUGGGUAAGAGGAAGCUGGAGCGCGUGCAGAGUGGCCUGGACCUCUUCUCCGUGCUGCUGGAGCAGAACGAGAUGAGCCCCGAGAACACCGUGCUGCUCCGCGAGCUGCUCGUCUCCCUGCGGCGCCAGGACCUACUGCGGCGCCUGGAAGACUUCGAGGCGGGCGCGGCGGGCGGAGCCGCGCCGGAGGAGCGAGACCUGCGGGCAGCGUUUGACAUCAUCUGUGAUAACGUGGGGAAGGACUGGAGGAAACUGGCUCGUCACCUCAGAGUGUCUGACGCCAAGAUUGAAGCCAUUGAGGAGAAGUAUCCGCGGAACCUGGCAGAACAGGUGAGGGAGUCGCUGAGGGUCUGGAAGAGCAGCAGGAAGGAUGAUGCGGCCGUGUCCCACCUGGUGAGGGCGCUCAGGGCCUGCCGGCUGAACCUGGUGGCAGACCUCAUCGAGGAGGGUCAGCGGGCCCGGGCCCUCCAGAGCGAGAGUGGGGACCCUGUGUCCCUCUCUGAGUCCUGGGACUCAGACUCGCCCGCCUCAGGGGCCUCCCGAUGA